Messenger RNA from Athalia rosae (coleseed sawfly), 2203 nucleotides. Its product is annotated as sedoheptulokinase-like. Gene Ontology annotation, molecular function: sedoheptulokinase activity. The record is from RefSeq and is a predicted model, not a curated record. Lineage: Eukaryota; Metazoa; Arthropoda; Insecta; Hymenoptera; Athaliidae. Gene Ontology annotation, cellular component: cytosol. Gene Ontology annotation, biological process: carbohydrate metabolic process. The transcript has 9 exons. Bases 445 to 1848 code for a protein of 467 amino acids.
UCGAAACUAAUCGAAAUCACCAUUAUCUCAAUAAUUUGAAUGAAAGGAAAGGGAGAGUUUUGCCGUGGUUUUGCGUUGAACCACUUUAUAGAAUCACCCGCGUAAAACUACUUGUAAUUAGUAUAAGAAUAAGAUUAUGUAUUUACAUCUUCGCAAGUAAAUGAUUUCGGAAAUUGCGAAUGAAGAAAUGUCAUGACGUUGAACGAUGUAAAUCCAAUUCAGACAAUCGGGCUCCAACGUGAUCGAUAGAACAAGCCGUUAUCAGAUGAUUGUUUGGAGGCUGCCUGUGGGUAGGCGUGAUUGAUACUCUGUCAUUUGUGUUACAAGAGCAAUUUCGUUCACAUAUUUCAUGCAGAGGCUCAGCUGGUAUUAGAGUUGAGAGAUUCGUUACAAUUUGUUUGUCUUCAUUUAACGAACCCAUCAAUAGAUAAUCUUCUAACAAUUAUGGCUCAGUCACAGGAACUGGCAUUAGGUAUAGACCUCGGUACAACAUCAGUUAAAGUAGUUGUCAUAUCGACUCAAAGUAAGCAGAUUGUUAGCAAGCAAAGUAAAGACACUCAGGCUAAUGUACCCAGUGACUUGGGUAUAGAAGGAAAUAAGCAGGAUGUACCAAAAAUUCUCUCUGCAGUACACAGCUGCGUGUCGCGGAUUUCCAGAGAUUUACUCCGUCAGGUGGUCCAUAUAGGGAUAUGUGGACAAAUGCAUGGUGUUACGUUAUGGGAUCAUUCAGCACAAGAAGAUGAUGACGAUCUAGAGGAAAAAUUUAAAUUAGAAAUUCCGAAAGAAAAGGUAUCGCCCCUUUACACUUGGCAAGAUUCUCGCUGUGAUCCUGAAUUUCUGGCAGCUUUACCAAAAUCAAAAAGCCAUCUACCCACUCAUUCUGGUUACGGCUGUGCAACCCUUUUUUGGUUUGCUAAGAACAAACCAGAAAAAUUGAGCAAGUACAACAGGUGUGGAACUGUCCAAGAUCUAGUGGUUGCUCUUCUUUGCGGGCGGAGCAAAGUAGCAAUCAGCACACAGAAUGCAGCAAGUUGGGGAUAUUUUCAAACAGAAGAGGGCUGUUGGGAAAUAGAUAUCUUGGCUGAAAAUGAUUUUCCAACUAAGAUUCUACCGAGUGAAAUUAUGAAGCCUGGGCAAUCAGCUGGUUUGUUACAGUAUACAUGGUUCGGAAUUCCUGCUGGCACCCCAGUAGGAGUUGCUCUGGGUGACUUGCAAUGUUCUGUGUAUGCUCUUCUGAAAAAUCCCACGGAUGCAGUUCUUAAUAUUUCCACUUCUGCUCAACUUGCCUACGUUGAUCCAUUUUUUACUCCAAAACUGACAACUGGAACAGAAACGAUUCAGCAUUUUCCAUACUUUGAGGGGAAGUAUCUAGCAGUUGCAGCUUCUUUGAAUGGUGGUAACUGUUUGGCCACGUUUGUCAAAACGUUACAACAAUGGAGCAUGGAACUGGGUUUCUCAAUACCUCAGUCAAAGGUUUGGGAGAAGCUGAUAGCUUUAGGCUCGGAGGAUGCAGCUAUUUCUGAAUUGGAAAUAUUACCUACAUUGCUUGGGGAGCGACAUGCUCCUGAGCAGACAGCCAGUGUGAAUAAAAUCACACUUGAUACCUUGCAGCUAGGUCAAAUAUUUCGUGCACUUUGUUCCGGAGUUAUAAAAAAUCUUCACGACAUGAUGCCACUGGAAAUACUGCAAAAAGCUGGAAUCCAGCGGAUUGUGGGUAAUGGAUCAGGCUUUGUGCGUAAUUUGGUACUUCAAAAAGAGGUACAGCGAUGGUAUGAGCUACCAUUGGAAAUAGGGCAAUCGGGUGAUGCAGCUUUUGGAGCAGCAUUGGCUGUGAUUAACCAUAAUUAAUUGGGCAUGUUCAUAUAAUACUAGAUAAGGUGAGCUAAUGGUUUGUCCCAAUUCCUUUCAUUGUUCUAAUAAAAAAAAUACAGUAUCAGCGUUUAUGCACAAAAUAAAUCAAACCACUUGAACUAUGAUGAAAGGUGUGUCUCUAUUAAAAUUACAAUAUUUUCGAAUUAGCUUAUAAACUUAUGAGAAUAAUCAUUCCAUCUAAAACCCAGAACAUUUGAUAUACAUGUAGCAAGUCUAUUUAACCAUGUUCAAUUGUUCUAAGUGGAACGUGUAUAGCUAAGGCACUUUGCUUUUAGUUUAUGUAUACUUAUAAAUAACUAUUAAUAAAAUAAAGUACAAGUGUUUUACUAUC